CUGGCGCCGCUCUCCGGGUCCUUGGUGCCGCUGAAGUAGGCGAAGAUGACCCGGCCGCGCUGCCGCUGGCGCUCCCGCAGAGCGCGCUCGAACUCGGCGUAGCCGUGCACGGAGACCUCCUCCCAGCCGCCCAUGGCGAGAGUCUGCUGGGGAGCGAGAGAGGGCGGAAGCGGGAAGAUAGGGAGGGAGAAAGCGGGCGGGCCCUGCCCCACCCCGCCCACCCAGCGACGGCUGCCGCGUGGGGACAAGGGAGCGCAGAGCCUGCUUCGAACGGAAUUGGACCCCGCCGGCCCCCGUACUCCGCGGUCCGUUUCCCGGCGUCCUUCGCAGUGUGUGGUUGCCAAGGAAACCGCGACGAGGAGGCCGAAGCGGCUCCUCGUCUUCCUCCUCUAGCGGGCUUUUCCUCCGGCGGGGGGAUUCCGCCUCGUCCCUCGCGGGGAGGGGGAAAGGCAGGCUGGCUCGCCGCGGAGCUCUCUGGUAAGUGUCGGGCUAAGCAAGGGAAGAGACGCACGGCGAAGGCAAGCAGAGUGACUGCUCCUGCGCAUGGAGGCUCUGCUUGGCCCCAACCAUCGCCGCCAGCCCUCCAGACGCUGUUGCUGGAUUUACACCCCGCCUUUCGUCCCAGGAGCCCAAAGGACCUUCGUGGUGCUCCCCUUCCCCGUCUUAUCCUCACAACGACCCUGUAAGUAUUUCAGCAGCAUCCCCACAGAUGACGGGAGAUCUCCACUUGGUCCAGUGUGAUGGGCCCAAGGAAGCCAGUUGCGGUUGGCAUGCCUUUGAAAUCCCAUCCGCAGCUGGACAAAAGUGAUGGGAAGGCUCCUCAGAGCCAGACGCAGCUCCAUUUCAGCCGGCAUGCUCCUGCUCUGCCAGAUAAUUUGGUGGUCCGAUACUGCAGCCCCCGCCCAAUCGUCAUAGAAAAGCUGGUGCAGCCGGAGGCUCAACGGGACGAAGGAGCUGGUGACGGCCUUGACCUGCAAAGCUCUGUGGAGUUUUCUGUUGUAUCGGAAGAGAAGCUCAACUUGGCCGUUCAGCUGGCCAGAAGGGAUGUGAAGCGAAAGCACUUGGAAGAGCGGGUGAGGCGGCAUCUCUCUGAGAGGGAGAAAGGCCCAGCCACAUGCCCUCGGGGCAAAGAGUCUGCCAGAGUCACAUCCGUAUCCUCCCUGAAGUAUGGAGGCCAGCUGGGCCGCUGCUCCAAGGUGGAGACAACUGGCUCUGGAGCAAGAGUCUACCUCUAUACACCAUCUCAGGUCAAGUCGGAGCCUUCUCUCUGUGACUCGCCACCCACCCACGACCCGGGACCGGGACCCGCCCCAGCCCUCAAAAAGGAGGAAGACAGAAGCACCCUGGAGGUGAGGCGUCUGCAAAAGGAGCUUCAGAACUACAUCCGGAAAAUUGAAGAGCUGGUAAAAAAAGAGAAGAGUGAGGAGAUCUUGGAUCCCGAUGAAGAGCGCCGCGUCUGCAUCCGCAGGCAGGAGCAGGCUGUGCGCUCUGCCCGGAUGCUGUACGUGCUUCAGCAACAGGUAAAAGAAAUCCAGGAAGAUCUGGAGAAGCUGAGCCCUCGUAAAAUCAAGCACACAAAGAAGUCGCGAGCCAUGGCCAGGCUGGCAGCAGCCCACAGAGGAGCCAUCCGGGCCCUGCAGGUGUUUGCCACUCACUUUGCUGACCAGCCAGAGCAGCAGCCCAUCCCGGCCCACUGCAAGGAGCUGGGCAACCUUAUCCGGCAGCUCUCCCUCUGCUCUGCCCAGCUUGAGAUGGACUCCUCCAUCCCCGACGUCGUCAUUGACCUCCUGCUGCAAGUGGAGGAUUUGGACUCUCUGCUGUCCAGAAAGGAGUCUCCCAAGAGAGGGCAGAAGUGUCUCUCCGCAUCUCAAGCUGCCCUCGUGAUGGAGGCGAGCAGAUUGCCAAAGAGGGAGAAGAAGGCUUGUGCACUGGAGCCAUGGAGGCCACCGGUAGCCAGGAGGCUCCUCCCUGAUGACCCUCCGGAGCUGGAUGAGACCCUGGCACCAGACAAGCACAGCAGUUCCUGCAACACGACAGCCCAGGAGGGCCUGCUUGCUCCAGAGCAAGAGGCAACUGUGCAAGCCAAGUGGGAGGCAGCCUUGGGGCAACCCAGGAGCGUGAAAGCUGGCCCAGGCCCUGAGGGGGGCGCCCUUCGGAAGAGAGGAGUAUUGGCUCCCACCAGACCACAGGGAACUGGUCGACCUCCCAGAACAAAAGCUGUGCAGCUUCCAGCCAAACAGGCCCGCUUCCAAGAGCCCACCAUCUCCUUCCGGCUCAAGGAGACGAAGCCACCUGUUCGAGAGAGCAGGGCCCCGUGGAUGCCCCCCAGCCUCGCCUCCCCCCUCACCUCGCCUCAGCGGGAUGAUGCUGCCCCUCCAGCCCCGAUAGCGGAGAUGGUCGAGCAAGCCGUCCGGGAGCGGCUGGAGCCCCUCUUGGCAAAAGCACAGGCUGCCGCUGUUGCUGCUGCCGCUGAUGUCCCAAAUAAAGAUAUGUUGGACUUUGCUCUGGAGCAGCAGCACAAGGAAUUUGAGCGCGAGGCUCUCGCCACACCCGGCAACUCUGACCUGGAGGCGAUGCUGCGAAGGCUGGAGGAAAUUGAGCGCUCCCAAGAGGCUGUGCGCAGACGGUACAACCGGAUCACUUACUCUGAUCCUGAAUUCUGGGCCCAGGAAGAGAGAUGGGAGAGAGAGAAUGCAGCAGGAGCAGCAGCAGGCAGCCAAGGGCCUGGGUGGGCUCCCCAUCCCAUCCAGAUGACCAAGCAGGAGAGUCACAAAGAGCCACAAGCGGACAUUGUCUUGGAAAGACCCCUGGACACCAAUGCUGCUGAGGAGGAGGAUGUGGGGACUGAGGAGGUGCUGCUAGAGUCCAGGGACGGGACGCAGCAGCCUUCGCCGUGGCACGCUGCCCCCCCGAAGGAGGCUGGCAUCUUCCUCUCUGUUCCCAAGAGCAUGCUCCAAAGCAUCCGUGAUUAUGGCACCCGCUACGAGCAGCACCUCAAGUGCAUUUCCCACGAGGAGGUGGGGAACUUCAACCCAUGGCAGAUCGCGGAGAGCCUGGCAGAGGAGCUGACGGAGGAAGCCCUGGCGGACGUAGCAACGGAGCUCCAGGGCCUGUGUGAGGAUUAUGCGGAAGCCGUCUUCACCUCGGAGUUCUUGCAGGCGGCUGAGUAAGCACCGCCGCCGCCUCCUCCUGCUCAUGCUCAUGCUUCAGGCCAGCAGGUCCCCCCAGGAAAGACUUUGUGGGGGUGGGCUGGAGGGGUCUUAAAGUGGGUUACAUCCCAGGGAUGGUGUCUGCCUGUUCUAGCUGCGCUUGCCAUGUUGGGGAAGGGGGUUGGGGAGAGCGCAAUGCAGGCUAAGCGAAGUGAAGGAUGUCGGGUGUGUUCUGAUUAGCGGAGACUCCAGCCGAAACCAGCCAUCCUAGGCUGCCUCCCCUCCUUGCUCUCCUCCCAGCCCUGCUUAACCCGCCUUCCAGGCAUGGCCUCCUUGAAAUGCAGAGGUGGUUCCUGGGAUGGCAGACAGUCCCCUCACGGCCAGCAGGUCUUCCCUGGUUCGUGACGCCUUCAGGGUUUCCACCUGCUCAACAGCAGGGCUGCCUUUGCCCAUCAUGUUUGGGUUCCCCUGGGAUGUUCUGGUUGGCCCAGGGAGCCCUCCACUUUCUGGCCACACAACAGCUGCUGUGUGCUGCCGUGGCGCUGGCUUCAGCCAUGGAGCAACCUCUCGGCAUCUCUUACUUGGUGUGUACCAUUUGCCCCGUGAGCCAUGUGCAGGGCUCUGGGUGAGAGAGGCAUCCCCGUGAGGGAGGCCUUGAAGGCCCUCCCUCCCUCCCUCCCAUUGGACUGGCUUCCUCUCCUCUGUGGCCUGCCUGCUGUCUUGCCAUCCAGGAGGAAAGGGGAUGCUCUGCAGGACCAGCCGCCCCUCUGAACUCUCUCUGUCUCUGGGGGCCCCAAGGUCCAUUUCUCAGGCUAAGAUUCUGGUUCGCUGUAAUAACUUCUUUAAAAUAAAGUAAAAAAUUAAAUCUUA
Rhineura floridana is the source of this 4019-nucleotide messenger RNA. RefSeq names its product KIAA0753 ortholog. The record is from RefSeq and is a predicted model, not a curated record. Gene Ontology annotation, biological process: centriole replication; protein localization to centrosome. The transcript has 15 exons. Lineage: Eukaryota; Metazoa; Chordata; Lepidosauria; Squamata; Rhineuridae. Gene Ontology annotation, cellular component: centriolar satellite. Bases 741 to 3170 code for a protein of 809 amino acids.